Messenger RNA from Adineta steineri, 435 nucleotides. The record is from the annotation of a GenBank genome assembly. NCBI's taxonomy places the organism in Eukaryota, Metazoa, Rotifera, Eurotatoria, Adinetida, Adinetidae.
AUGGGUAAGAAAGCAGCAAUGCAAGUCGUGAUCAUAGCGUUGGUUACCGCACUGGAAUCUCUUGAUCGUUUGACCAGACAGAGCGCAUGCGUAGCUCUGGGUGAGAUGGGUACUAAAGCAGCGACGAAAGAGGUGAUCGCAGCGCUGGUAGCCAGACUGUGGGAUGCGGAUGAUUUUGUCAAAGGUUCAGCAUGUGAAGCUCUUGGUCAAAUGGGUGAAAAUGCAGCAACAAACGAUGUGAUUGCAGCGCUGACGAUCGCACUGGGAAAUGCCGAUAAUAUUGUCAGAAGCAAGGCGUGUGAAGCUCUCGGUCAUAUGGGUGAAGAAGCAGAAACAAACGACGUAAUCGCAGCGCUGAUUAUCGCACUGAAGGAUUCCGAUAAUAAUGUUAGGAGAAUCGCUACAAAUUGUAUAGUAUCUCCAAGAUUUAUAUGA